AUCCUACGGAGGGUUGCCCCCAUUUUCAUUCCCUUCCUCUAUUCGAGUUACUACGAUGAUGCCUUCUCUGAUCUUCAAUCCUAUGUCAUUUCAUCUCCACCACCCAACACCUUCUGUCCAGAUUAUCCACCGACCUUUGAAGCCCCCGCCGGCUCUCCGAUCAGUUAUCCCGGUGAGGAGCUUCGCUUCCGCGCCAGGUUUUGACCUCAAAGCUGGGAAAGGAAUGGGUGGGUUCUUUGAUGUUGAACUUAAAGUCCGUGAUUAUGAACUGGAUCAGUAUGGAGUGGUCAACAAUGCUGUUUAUGCAAGUUAUUGCCAACAUAGUCGUCAUGAACUCUUAGAAAGCAUUGGUAUUAGUGCUGAUGCUGUGGCCCGUAGCGGUGAUGCAUUGGCACUGUCAGAAUUGUUACUUAAAUUCCUUGCUCCUCUAAGAAGUGGAGAUAAAUUUAUUGUAAGGGUUAGAAUUUCGGGUUCUUCAGCUGCUCGAUUGUACUUUGAUCAUUUCAUCUUCAAGCUGCCAAGCCUAGAGCCUAUUUUGGAAGCCAAGGGUACUGCUGUGUGGCUUGACAAAAAUUACCGUCCUGUUCGUAUUCCAUCAGAGAUGAAGUCUAAAUUUGUGCAAUUUCUUCGUAAUAAGGACUCUUAG
Messenger RNA from Neltuma alba, 646 nucleotides. Its product is annotated as acyl-acyl carrier protein thioesterase ATL3, chloroplastic-like. NCBI's taxonomy places the organism in Eukaryota, Viridiplantae, Streptophyta, Magnoliopsida, Fabales, Fabaceae. The transcript is spliced from 5 exons. The record is from RefSeq and is a predicted model, not a curated record. The coding region runs from base 56 to 646 and encodes 196 amino acids. Gene Ontology annotation, molecular function: fatty acyl-[ACP] hydrolase activity. Gene Ontology annotation, cellular component: chloroplast.